Molecule: messenger RNA, 531 nt
Organism: Sclerotinia sclerotiorum 1980 UF-70
Lineage: Eukaryota; Fungi; Ascomycota; Leotiomycetes; Helotiales; Sclerotiniaceae
Exons: 4
Coding region: 1-531 (176 amino acids)
Source: RefSeq, a predicted model, not a curated record
AUGACCUCGAAAGGAGACAUUUUCGGAGUCUCUAUAGUAGGAGGAGAUCGUCGUGAGAGGAGGAGGUCUUCAUGGACGGAGAAGAAUAUCUGCAUGGUAGAAGAAGAAGGUCAGCGAAUAAUGUGGAGAGAGAUUAUGAUAUGGAGAGAGACUAUAUACAGAAGGAGACUAGUAUACGGAAGGAGACUAGGAUACGGAGGGAGACUAGGAUACGGAGGGAGACUAGGAUACGGUGGGAGACUAGGAUACGGUGGGAGACUAGUAUGCAGAAAGAGGAUUAGUACUGGAGACGAGAGUGAUAUAAGGAAGCAAUAUAAGAAAGAAAAAACGAAAAAAAAGAAAGUCAACCCUCAGACCGAAGGGCAGGCUUUGGCACUCCACUUAGUAAAGGCCAAAGCUCCCUCGCCUAUGCCUAGGGUCUAUCUCACAGGGUUAAGGCAAUUGGCAGGCGUGAAGCGAUUAAACCGCGUAACAGCCGCAGUACAAGUAGCAAAGUGGUCUGGAGUCUUGAGCUUCCCACAGCAGCGCUGA